Messenger RNA from Adineta steineri, 4263 nucleotides. The record is from the annotation of a GenBank genome assembly. NCBI's taxonomy places the organism in Eukaryota, Metazoa, Rotifera, Eurotatoria, Adinetida, Adinetidae.
AUGACUGUAAGAUUUUCAAGAGAUUUUGAACCGCAACAUGCUCGUCGAAUACUAGAUGAGCUGGCACCAUCACAAGAAAUGAGAAAACCAAUUGAAAAUUUUGACAGUAUAUCGGUUGUUUCACUUGAAGAAGCAGACAAAUAUUUACUUGGUGGAGAUUUUCAUCAUGAACAAUUUCUUGGAAAAGCAGGUGAUAGAACUCUCUUCAAUAUUGAUUGUGAAUCUGGUAAACAUAUUCAACAACAUUCAUUCUUUCCGACUGAAGAUGAUAUCUUAUUAGUUGCUGCACGAAAAUUUAAAGUUGUUUCAUGUCUUGAUUCUGGAAACGGUCUUUUUAUUAUUCAAAUGAAAGAAGUCGAAUCGGAUUAUCCUCUAUUAGGAUCAUCACGUGGAAAAAAUUCAUCAUCUCAAGAAUAUAAUACUCGUGAAACAAGUUCGCAUUCAACCUCAUCUGAUUAUCAUAGUUCAGGACCACCUAAAGGUUCAAUAUCAUCGAAAUUUCCACCAGGACCUGCGCGUCUAAAUAUGUUUGGUUCUCCACUCGCAGGUGAGAGUCUUAAAAUGAUACGCAAUUUAGUGAAUCGUAUAUGGAAAAAAUUUCUCGGAUUGAAUCUAUACAAAAAACAUUCAAGUAAUGAACAUACUCUUGAAAAAGAACUUCUUUCUACUCGUAUUUAUUUGAUUGCAUUAAUUGUAUGUGUAUCUAUCAUUACUAUUACUGUUGCACUUAUCGUUCGACCUGUUGACAAAAUUGAAUAUAAACCUACACACGAGAAAUUUUUGCAAUUAAUUCGCAAGUAUCCGAGUACUCUUCAUUGCCCAUGUUCAAAAUCUUCAACAAACUAUGAUAAAUUCGUCACUACUAAAGUUAAUUUUCAUCAAGUCUGUUCGAGUGAAUUUAUUCAACAGACAUGGAUUGAAAAAUUAUUUACAAAUAAAAAUAUUUCAAGCGAAUCCAUUGAUGAUGUUCGUAUGACUCUUAGUUUUUUUUGGCAAACAAUUGCUGGUUUAUGUAUAUCAAGUAACAAAAGUUGGAAUGAUGUUCUUGCAAAUUUUGGAAUCACACGUUUUAUCACUCCUACGGCAGUUGCUGAACAAGUUAUUCGAGUUCAAGCUGAAAAUGCUCUUCAAAAUCAAAUAGAUCUAUCGAAAGCAACAUCAACUCGUAAUUUACUUACUUUUCAACGUAUAGCACGUGGAAAUCAAGUUAUAUCAGCUUUACAAACAAAUUUCUAUUUACGCUAUCCACCAGCACAUUUAAAUCCAAGAGGAUAUCCAAAAAUGACAGCUCGAACAUUCGGUAAUUGUACUUGUUUAAAUAUUGAAGGUUGUCCACGAUCUGCUACAUUUAAUGAUAGUUAUGGUCAUUUAAUUAAUGUACCAGGAAUGAUAGUAGAUUGUUUAAUUGUUGAUGGUACACUUAACUCAACACUUGAAUGUUACUAUAAUCAAUCAUGUAUUUCAAUUUUACAUGGACAAUUAUCGAUGAAUAUCAAACCAUUAUCGAAUAAAUCGGAUAAAAAUUUUUCUAUGUAUUCGACAGUACAAUCAAUCUUCGAUAAAUUAAUGAUAGAUGAAACAACAACCGAAAUUCGAUUUGAUAAAUAUUUUUCAGAAUGUAAUUGUCCUUUUUGUUCAUAUUCAUAUAGAAGACGUUUUGACAUUUAUUUUAUUUUCACGGCUGUUACUGGCUCUAUUGGUAUACUGCCAUUCAUCGUACGACACAUUGCAUCUUUUGUUGCCACAAAGAUUUUACGUCGAAAAAAUCGAAUUUUACCAAUGGAAAAUGUGUCAACUAUAACGUCUAUGGAACAGAAUCGUAAUCAACGUAUACAACUUCGCAUUCGGCUUUUAUUAAAUAAAUUAUGGCAAGGAAUACUAUCUUUGAAUCUUUUUGAAAAACAAACACAUCGUACACCUACUAACAUUUAUCGAGAACAACUCCUAACAAAAUUUUUCAUUUUUUUCCUUGUUAUUUUAUCAAUUGGUACUGGAGUAUACACCUUUGUUGUAGAGCAAAAUCAAGUGACAACAAUUCGAUAUCCAUCUCUUGAUACUUAUGAACAAUUGUAUAAGGAUCAUCCAAUCACAUUAUAUUGUCCUUGUUCACAAAUAGCUAUUCCCAAUAAAGUUUUUCUUAAUGUAACAUUUGUAUUACAUCAAGUCUGUUCAAGUGAUUUGGUUUCAUUAGAAUGGUUACAUUAUUUAAUAUUGUUUGAUCCGAUUCAUCUGCCGCUCAAUAGUGACUUCCCACAUGUUGAAGAUUUUCGUAAAAUGGGUGCUUCUUAUUUUCAACUUUUAGCUGCUUUCUGUUUAUUAGCUGAAACAAACAUUGCAGAUACACAGGAUGUAUUUAUGAAUACUGAAUUGAUUAAUGAUCGUGUUCCUUCAAGAUCACAUUUCACUCAACAAACUCAAGCUAUGAUGACUUCAUUUAUUCGUACAACACGCUAUGAUUUUGUACAAACAUUUAACUGGACAAAACUUAUUUUUCUUAAUAGUCCUCUUUACAAUGGAUUGAAUAGAAAUAUUGAUAUAGAAAAAAACAAUGACGGCCAAGCGGUUGCUAGAUUGCGUGUUCGUCCUUUAUUGUGGUUCUUAUCAGACGAUUCUCCACAUAUUGUGGGCAGCUGCACUUGUGGAUCAGAUCCUGAUUCCUGCUAUGCAAUCCCUGCAUUUUAUGGAAAUACAACAUAUCUUGGCAAUAUUAAUAAAUAUUUAUUGUUCAAAGUAAUAUAUAUUGGUUGUUCACCUUUAAGUGGUUUUUUCGAGUCAAAAACGGCAUGGUGGUAUAAUAUCGCAUAUAUGAAACAUAUUCAAGCAACUUAUUCCAUGGUUAUUCAUACUCAACCUUCACCAAAUAUCAAACCUCUUAAUGAAUCUAUAUCGACUCGAUUUGGUGAUAUCAAUACGCAGGAGUUACUUGAUGAAAUGCUACUCGAAAAAACAAUCAAUAAUGCAUCCUUCGAUAGAUUUUAUAACACAUGAUUAUCUUCAAUUGGUUUUCGUUUCAGAAAAUCUCCAAGUAUUAUCUAUGAUAAAAUUAAAAACUUCAACAUCUACGAAACAGAAUCAACUAAUAACAUUCAUAUUCGUCAACAACAAAUCUAUACAAGAGUUUAUCUAUUUCUUUACAUAAUUCUACUCAGUAUUGUACUCUUUUAUACAAUUCUGAUCGAACGUCGUAUUAGUAAAAGACGAGACUUACAUUCGAAUGAUGAUUAUGCAGAAUUAUUAAAUCUUUAUUCAGAUGAUAUCAGUUGUCCAUGCACAUAUACAUCAAUUCCUUAUGGUAAAUUUAUCACUAAAUUACAAGUCAAUUCAUUUCAUGAAAGUAUUCGAAUAAUUUUAUUUGCAGAUUUAGUAACACAUAUAAGUGGAAUACCGAUCUACGGUGAAGAGUACUCACUUUGGGGAAAAUCUUUCAUAGAAUCCUUGAAGCAACUUUGUUCUUUGGCAAAACACAAUGUUAACAAUAGUAUUGACGUAUUUCUUGUCUCAAAUUUGUUUACUAAUCAACUAAUGUCUCGCAGUAUAUUUAACACUGAAAUGAAUCAAAUACUAAGUCAAUUCAAAAAUAAAACAAAAACUACAUUUGCGCAUAUGUUAGACUUAAUUCGUUCAACUAUUCAAGGAAAUGCUUUACUAUAUAUAAAUUCAGAAGCUUGGAGUUUAGUUGCAGUUGGAACAGAUGAUAAAGGUGAUACUAAUUUCCUCAGUGUACCUGUUACGCUUCACAAUAUACAAGAUAAUACAAAUUGUUCAUGUGUUACUUUACGAACAUGUCGAAAACCACAACAAGUAAUGUUUGGUAGUAAUCGGAUUGAUAUUAAUGGUUUAGUCAUUGGUUGUCAUCAACUUGAAACACUACUUUUCUCAUCUUUAGCUUGUCUCUAUUCUUUCGCAUGCAUUAACGACCUUCGAAGAGUUUUUUACAUACUAUCGUUACCACUGAAUCAACCUGUCGGAUUGAAUGCGACAAGAACACGAUUCUCUGCGAAAGACACUGUUGAAAAGAUAGCACAUGAAAUGUUUAUCGAAUCAUGGUCGUCCCCUAAUAUAUCCUACGAAAGAUAUUAUAAUAGUUGCUCUCCAAGUUAUUGUAUUUAUACAUAUUAUCAAAAAUCUGAUGUAUUAGAAAUAUUAACAACAUUUUUGAGUGCAUAUGGCAGUUUAUCAAUUGUCGUUUACUUUAUCGUACCUUAUCUUGUUAAAUUAAUUAAAAAAAUUUUAAUUUACUGUCGAAUUACUCAACAACAAUGA